AUGGGGCCCAAAUCAACCAAGUGUUUCCCGAUCAAUUCAAGAAAAUCUUCGAAAGAUCAAGGAGAGCAGUCGAAUACAUCGCUUUUCCCUUUGCCGAUGCACGCAAGAUCGAAAUUCGAACGUAUAUACGGAACAAAUCAAACAUCAGCCGGAAUGGUGCACUUGCCAUUACCAUUACUCAAGUCUUCCGACACAGUCACAGCAGCAUCAUGUUUACUCAACGGUUCCAAAAUUCACUUCACAAACAACUUUCAUGAUCCACCUGUCACUCAAGAUCCACAUGCCGUUCAGUCAGCAUCACAAGUUUCUCACAAGACAAUGAUUGUGGCACUCAAAUACAACCAAACAUGGCAUCACUUCACCUCACAAAAAAGCCUCACAAGUGCAAACGCCAGCAUGCAACCCUAA
Molecule: messenger RNA, 408 nt
Organism: Meira miltonrushii
Lineage: Eukaryota; Fungi; Basidiomycota; Exobasidiomycetes; Exobasidiales; Brachybasidiaceae
Exons: 2
Coding region: 1-408 (135 amino acids)
Source: RefSeq, a predicted model, not a curated record